Drosophila sechellia is the source of this 1994-nucleotide messenger RNA. RefSeq names its product zinc finger protein 334. NCBI's taxonomy places the organism in Eukaryota, Metazoa, Arthropoda, Insecta, Diptera, Drosophilidae. The transcript has 4 exons. Gene Ontology annotation, cellular component: nucleus. Gene Ontology annotation, molecular function: RNA polymerase II transcription regulatory region sequence-specific DNA binding; DNA-binding transcription factor activity, RNA polymerase II-specific. Gene Ontology annotation, biological process: regulation of transcription by RNA polymerase II. The coding region runs from base 117 to 1868 and encodes 583 amino acids. The record is from RefSeq and is a predicted model, not a curated record.
CGUUGCCCAACACAGUCACAAACUCAUAAAAAAAUUGUUGCCUUAAAUAAACGAAUAUAUAUUCAGAAAAGGAAAAUUGUUCAAGCUGAAGUCAGAUCAGAGCGCACAACGUAAGCAUGGAGGUGUGCGGCAGUGUGAUGACCAAUUCGAAGUACGAGAUGUUCCGACUGAAAUGCCUCUACUGCAGCAUAGAGAGCGAGCUGAAGGAUUGGGAGCUGUUCAUCAUCCAUGUGAAGACGGCGCACUACUGCGAAGACGAGGACGUUAAGAUUAAUGAAAUCAAAGAGGAUCCCGAAGAGCUAUACUGCGUCGUUGACGCCGCGGACCCAGCCAUCGCCUAUGGGCCGGAUGAGUUCUUCGAGGUGAUCGAAACCAGCAAUGGGGUCGAUCAAUGGAUGGAAGCCGACAGCAAGGAUAUCCAGUGCGAGGAAGACGCCACUGCAGCUACAAACCAUUUCUGGGAGUUGGAGCCAGGCGGCAGCUCUUUGGAACUUCUAGCCGAAACGGAAGUCACGCAAAUGGACGACUCUUCUCAAAAUCACAUACCCCUAAACACAGACGAUGAUGAUGUUGAUUGUAGUGACUUCUUUAUGUCUGAGGAUGACUUGGCACCUCCUAGGAAACCUGGGCGUCCGCCCAGGCGAACAAGACCAGGACAGGUUUUCAAGUUCAAAGUUUCGUUUAUUCGGAGCAAUCCCCGUGUGCUGCAUUUGAUCCAAGCGUACAAAGAGCAUCCCUGCCUUUGGAACCCUUCCGAUGAACACUACCAGGACGAGCCCGCUCGAAGCAUGGCCUACGAGGCGAUAAUGGAACGCAUGGACCGCAAGGCCAAUGUUCUCUUCACCGUGGAAGAACUGAAGAAAACGAUCGAGCAACUACACGUGCAGUACACGCUGGCUUCGGAGACAAAACAAAGGGGAAAACUUGUUGGUCUUGCAGCGCGUUACUUUGCCAAGUGCGAGUUCCUCAGUGUGGCGCCUGUUGUAACGCCUAGGGAUAACGAGGAGGACAACGACUUGGCUGCAAUUAAGCUUAAUUUUAAGGAGGAAAACCUGAUAACCAGCUCAUUCAUAGAGACCUAUGCCAACUAUCCCGUGCUGUAUAAUCAAGCGUUGCCAGACUUUGGCUCGAUAGAGAUUCGUGCAGAUGCCUUCAAAAGAAUGGCAAAGGAAUUCCAGCCAGUGGUGAAGGCCAACGAAACGGACGUUUACAUUGCGGUCAAUAAGCUGCGCCGUUGGCUGUACGAUGCCAUUCGUCGUCUCAAAUCCAAGGAAUUAAUUCAGAAGUGCAGCAAGCAAGAGGUGCAGUAUCUGCAAAUGUGCAGCUUCUUACCCGCCAAGGGUUCUGAAAGCCAGGUGCUGUACUGCGACUACUGCGACAAACGUUUUCACGGCGACUACAACCUACGGGUGCACAUCGUCAAGGCUCACGAGGUGGGCGACCUACCGUACCUCUGCUCGUUCUGCCCGAGGCGCUUUGACCGCCACGUAGACAUGGACCGUCACAAGCUGCGUUCCCACUUCGAACGCAAGCUGAAGUGCCAGUACUGCGAAAAGUCGUUCGCCGUGGAUACCGACCUAAAGGUGCACACACUAAUCCACACGGGCGAGCGGCCUCACGUCUGUGACAUCUGCGGCAAGACAUUCCGGCUCAAGCUACUCCUGGACCACCACGUCAACGGAGUUCACCUGAACAUUAGGCCCUACAGCUGCAACAUGUGCACCAAAACCUUCCGCAAGAAGUUCGAGCUGGCCAACCACAUCAAAGGACAUUUGAAUAUCCGUGAUAAGAAGUGCGAGUACUGCGAUGCCACUUUCUAUGACCACUCUUCGCUUUCCAGACAUCGCCGCAGCCAUAGAUCGGAAUGAACUCUCGCCUUAAGGGGCAUUUUUAGAAACUGUUUUAUUUUCUGAUAAUUAGAAUCAGUUUACUCGUUCUCAGUAAGUAAUAUGGCUUCAUUUGAUGUAAAUCAAGAAUAAACUUACGUUAGAGUA